Messenger RNA from Pectinophora gossypiella (pink bollworm), 4575 nucleotides. RefSeq lists its product as uncharacterized. Bases 379 to 1293 code for a protein of 304 amino acids. The transcript is spliced from 5 exons. Lineage: Eukaryota; Metazoa; Arthropoda; Insecta; Lepidoptera; Gelechiidae. The record is from RefSeq and is a predicted model, not a curated record.
CCGCGCUGCGCCGAGCGCCGGCGAGCGGGCGUCACCCCGCCUCGCCCCCCGCUCCACCGAAUCUCUCGCUGCCGGCAAACUCGAACGACCUCUUUUCGCUAACUAACGUCGCACCCGCGUCCGACUCCCGCGGAACUGCACUCGAUCCACGCGACUGCCGCGAGACGGCGGGCACAUUCGAACGGCGUUUGCGACUUUCGAAGGACAGAAUUUUUUUUAAGGGUACGGGUGACUUUAGUGGGUUUAUGGGACGAUGUUUUUUGAGGAAGCGGGAAGUAAGGCUCGGGUAGCACGGUAAGCCGAGUGGUGUGAUGGUGGCGUGCGCGCGGCAGCGAGGAUGGGCGUGCGCGCUGGCGGGCGCGUAGUGGGCCGCGCGCGAUGGACUGCUGCGGCGAGUUCCGCGCGCACGGGCAGUACGGCGGCGGCGGCGCGGGCGCGGGCUGGGACUACGCGCCGUACGCGCUGCCGUACGCGCCCUACGCGCACUAUUACACGCCGCACGACCCCUACCGCUACUACCGCUACGACUACCCGCAUCAUGCGCACCAUAACGACCAUGCCAUGCCCAUGGAGUAUGGCGCGUACGCGUCGAAGGAAUCUCGCGUGCGGCGCGCGAUGGCCCGCCGGGAUGCGCGGGCGCUUGGACCCCCCUCCCACCACCUCCCGCUACCACCCACGCCUCCACUAGAAUGUGGUAUGAACGGCCGAAACCCCUACUGCGAACCACAGAUGUGGCCAGCCUAUCAGAUGGGUGUAGGCGGUUGGAACGGCGCCAACGCAAUGGGCGGGGCUUGGAUGUCGCGCAGCACGUGCUCGCGGGACCACAUGCGCUAUCCUGCUGAUUGCAGGCCUUUCAAGGGUCCUCACCUGCAUCCCCAAAACCAAGUGUGCCCACCUGACGGAAGGUCCACGCCGUACCCAGUGUACGAGGAGUCCAUGUAUAAUGGGGAGAGUAACGCGAGGCACAGGAACACGCCGGAGUACCCUCGCGCGGCCGCCCCACCAGAGGAGGCGCGACCGGUGCGUGACCGCGAGCGGCCUGUCACACAGCCGCGCCGCUCCCCGCCCGAGGAGAAACGUCCGCCGGUCGUACCCCUGCCUGCCUUCCAACAAGCGUUCGGCUCCACUGAAAUUGGUAAAUUCGCCGAAGCUUUCAGCCGCGAGGUGAUCAUUGACGACGCCUCGGGCGAGAACUACGCGUUCGAAUCGUUCCCCGAGUGGGACGGCCCGACCGAACCGCAGUGGUCCUCGCAACCCGCCUCGCGGGAAAUAAAAUGCGAAGACAACUACUAACAGUUGUCUUCCCCUUAGUACUAAUUUUGGGCGGUUUCGCCUCUAGUUAAAUAGACAAUUUUUAGUUCCACCACCUUGUUGCCAAACGAGUAGCGAUGAAGUUCGAUGUCAUAGAACUUUAGAAUGUGAUACCAAAUUUACAAACGCGUACGAAAUGUAUCGGCGGAAGAAUAGUGGUGUGACGUUUAAUUUAUAUUAUAUAUAGUAGAAUAUUAAUUAGUUAUCCCUUUAACUAGUUUUAGACCGAUCUUGAAAAGAGAAGAAGAAACUUUGUUGAAUGGGGAUAUGGUAAAGAUAAGUACUGCAGUACAUAGAAUAACAAAAUGAAUCAAGAGUCAAUGUGCCUUUAUUCGGACAGCCCGGCCCAAGCCGCCCGAGCGGCGACCGCCCGCGUCGCGCCCCUCUAUCAACACACUAAAUUACAAUAGCAAUUAUAGGGACCAACGUUUAGACAAAUAUACACGACCCUGUCGCGAACAUGAUCAUUGUGCAAUAAGCUCAACGAAAUUUUAAUGUAAAGCUCUAUCAAAAGUAAAUUGAAUCUAUCUAACACUAUUGUAAAGCAUUUAUCAGACCAACAAGCAAAAUUAUAGGGAUCUUAUAUCUCUUAUUCAAUCACACUUCAAUAGUACUACAUUUGUAGUUUUCAUAUUAUCUUUCAUUAAAAUAAUAAAUUAGUAUUAUUAUACAAUUAACAAAGGUAAAAAUAUAUUAAAAGUCAUUAAUAAAAUCUAAUAUAGAAUUGGUUAGAAGUGGAGGAGAGCUAUUUGGAAAAUUCAAUAAUUAAGUAGUACAAACGUUUAGUUCCCAGGUAAUAAACUAAGUAAUAAAACAAAUGAAUGCAGUUGAUAUAAUAUCGAGGGGUACACGGCGCAGCGCGGCUACAUAGAGCAUUCGAAAUUUUUCAGGAAAGUUACGAAACAGUCAUGUACCGACGAGUAUAUUUAGGUAGUUAAAUUUGAUAAAAUUUUUAAAGAGAUUACUUAUGAAUAAAAUGGCUUUUUAAUUAAUAAUUAGGGGUCCAACAACGUUAAUAUAAAGUGUUUGUUGUGAUUUUAUUUUCCAAUUAGAAUCACAACUGACCGACAUAAAAUAGUAUAGAAUCCUGUCAGGAAUAAGAAACGAUCAGACAUUUUGCUUCACGAGAACAAAUUGGUAAUAUUGUAUUGUUGUACUUAAGUAUUGUUUAAAGAAUAGAAGUGAACCUUCGUGUUUUUUUAUUGUUAGUGUCUGUGAUAAAUUUGUUUAUUUUUAAAUCGUUCAAAGUAUGAUGUUAAUAAAAUUAAGUUAAUGUUUUAUCACCAAUGUUGGGUUGUUGCCUAUAUUGUUGAAAAGCAAAACGACAAUUGUUGCAAAAUAUACAUGUAUGCAUUUGCCAAAUUCUACAGAAUGUAUUAAAAAUCGGUACUAUCUUACUUUUCCAGUGAAUCUUGCUUUCUAGUGAAAUGCUUUUUUAUAUUGUAUUACUUUAUACCAUGAAUUUGUAUGGACGUUUUCAUUCAAAAGGUAUAUGCUGUGUAUUUAUAAUUUUAAAUUCAGUAUGGCUAGUAUUAACAUUUUAAUAAGUAUUCGUAAUUUCGUAUUUAAAGACAAUCAUAAUUAAAAGAACAAAUUCAAACUUUGCGGUUGAUUGGUUUAUGUAUAAGAUUAAUUAUUCAUUGUCUUCGUCCAUGCAUGUUUGCUGAAAGUAUAAAAUGUUCAGCAUUGUAAGCCUAAGAAAGUAAUUAAUUUGUUAGCAACCUGAGCUUAAUUCGGAAGGUCUUGUCCUAUAGGUGGUGCAUGGUUAAACAGGAACUUCCAAUGGUCUUCAAUUUCAUAGAACCUAUGUGUGUCAGUAUAUUCAACCUCUUUGGACAAAGCUGCAAAAUUAAUGGAGUGCCUUACGUAUUUAAUAUGAGAUUAGGAUGGAUGAAUUUUAUUCUAGCAUAAUUUGAUGAUAACACCAUAAUAUAAUAGCGUAAUGAAACUUCUUUUGAACCGAGUAUUUAAUUAAUAGUAGUUAAAUGUAAUGAUCUUAAUAAAAGUUAUAUAACUGAAUUAUACAUGUAAUUACAUACCCAUCUUUAUAUAAAGAACUAGUCAUGAUGUGCACUAACGUUUUAUGCAAAGAUAUUUAUGUUAUUGUAUUGUCAUGGUAGUUGUUACAUAGGAGGAAUUAGUGGGUGUGGUACACCAGGAGAGAUGCGUAAUUAUAAGGUUUCUGUUCCGUUCCCACAUUGUUUGUUAUACCACCACCUAGUUAUGUAGUGCCUUUUUACCCACAUUACACUAAUUACUCUCCAUUUAAUCUAGCUUCGCUUAACUAAUUCUUCAGCACUUUGAUUUAGGCAUUCAAUCCAAUCGGUAAUAUUUAUGUAAAUAUUUCUAUAAAAUUAUAUUUACUACCAGCUUUUUAUGUUGAUUGAAUUGUUUUCAUAUAUAUAGCGCCUUUAUAUUUAGCUUAAUAUAAAUAUGUAGCUACAUUCAGGUUAAGCGACCUUUACUAUGAAAACACUUUUGCUCUUGAUAAUUGCUUUGAAUUAAUAUUUUUUUAGUCUGUCUUAUCUAGUAACUAUAUUUUUAUGAGAGGAGUUCUCGAUUAUUAUUAUUAUAAAAAGUAGUCUGUGCCACAUUAUACUAUGUAUGUAUAUAGGAUAUCCAUCUUCCUAGAUAGUCCUAUUGUUAUUUGUUUAAGGUUUAGGAACAUAUUUUUUACUGUAGAGUGGUGAAACGACCGUACUUUAAAAGUAACUUGUGUAGGUGUUCCAUACCAUAGAGCUUCCUGAUCGAAUAUCCCACAUUUCGUCUACCAACAUAUUUAGGCGUGUGUUGUCCCUAAAACGUUCCAAUUUUUUAUAAUAAAAAUAUUAAAAAUAUCGUGUCUUUUCAAAUGCACUACAACACGUACGAAAGUACCACUAACAAUGUGUUUGAAGAUUUCCUUUCUGUCAUAAUAUAAAUCCAUGUAUUCCCUGAUCCUGGCAACUGAUUUGAUAUUAUGUAUAUCAAAAUUUGUUAUUAUAUAUUAUUAUAAUAUUAAUUUGCGUAUACGGAGCGUAACUCCAUGAAACGUUUGGUAUAGUUUGUGGAAGAUUAGGCCAACAAAAUUUAGAUUCAUAAGUGAUUAUGUAAAUUUGUUGAGGCAGUACUGAACAAAGAAAUAUAAAUGAAAAAAUAUGUAUCUAGUUAUUAUUAACCUUGUAAAUACUUAAUUAUAUUUUAAAUGUUUCACUCAUAUCAAUCUAGAGAAACUGUUUUAUUAGCAAAUUGUAAGGUUUGAUCCGAACACUCUGACAUGUUUGA